AUGUAUGAGGCAGCCAUUGAUGGUGAUGAACAAUAUUUUGAUCAUUGGCUUACAACAAUGAAAAAGAAUGGUUUAUCCAUGACAACUAUCAAGAGUAAAAUUGAAACACUUGAUCAUGAACAAUAUUCAAUAUUACAUUAUACCAUUCGAUAUAAUCAUUUGAAUUUAUCGCGGAAAAUUAUUGAAGGAUUUCACUUUGAUGUUAAUCUUGUUGGUCGUGAUGGUGAAACUCCAUUGCAUACAGCAGCUCGCUAUGAAAUAUUAAGUCAUAAUAGCAUUUUGAAUGAUCACACGAAAUUAAUUGCAAUGCCACCUUCGAUUGAGCAAAAUGUAAUAACUUAUUUAGUUUCCUGUCAAGCUGAUUUAUCAAAAAAAGAUUAUCAUGGUCGUACACCUCUUCAUCAUGCUGCUAUGAGAAACAAUUAUAAUAGUGCUAAACAAUUGAUUGAACUCGGUGCUUCGAUUAAUAUUUUCGAUGGCAAUAAUGCAACUCCACUUCAUUUUGCAUCUCGAUUUAAUUCUAUUGAUUGUGUUCGUUUAUUGAUUGAACAUCGAGCUAUUAUCGACCAACAAGAUGCUAACGGAAACACACCGUUACAUUGUAUUGCUCUAUCUCAACAGAUUCUAUUUAAUAGUAGUGACGAAAUUCAUUUUCUUCAAAAUACAACAACUGCUCAUUUUUUAUUACAUCGUGCAGAAGACUAUCUUCAAUCUUAUCUUGAAAUCGAAAAUAAAGAGAGAAAAACUGCACUGAGCGUCGCUUGUGAAUAUGGUAAUAUUAAUCUAGUUCGAAUUCUACUUAUCUACGGAGCGAGCAUUCGGAACUACAUGCCGAUUCAUAUGGCAGUUAAAUCGGGUAAUGUUGAUAUUGUUCAAUUGCUACUUCAAUAUCAAGUUCCAUUGACGUCAACAAAUAUAUACGCAGAAACUCCAUUACAUAUUGCUUGUAAAUUUAAUCGAAUGGACGUAUUACAGAUUCUGAUUAAUUAUCAAAAUGAAAACUUCGAUUUAGAAGUUCGAGAUUAUCAAGGAUAUACACCAUUAUUAACAGCGAGCUAUUUUGAUCAUUUUGAUUGUAUUAGAAUUCUUUUACUUAAUCAUGCAAAUAUUACAGCAAUUGAUAAUCAUGGUAAAAAUAUUUUACAUAUUUGUAUUGAACAACAUUGUGAAAAUGCUUUGCAUCAUUGUCUUAAAUGGAUUCAAGAAGAUGUUCGUAGUUGUACCAUGUUUAUUCGAGGCGAUCGACAUGGAAAUACUAUACUUCAUGCAGCUAAGUAUCGAAAUUCGUUUUUAGCAGCGAAAAAUGGUUCAUUUCAAACAUGUGACCUAUUGCUUGAUACUUUAAAACAGAUUUUACUACGAACCCAACAGUCACACAAUAAUAGAAAUUCAUUUAUUAACGAAUAUUUAUCAUUAAUUCUUAAAAAGAAUAUUGACAAACGAACACCAAUACACGAAACAGCUAAAAUAGGUAAUAUUGCUAUGCUUCAAUUUUUCUUCUGUAUAAUUCGCGAUGAAAAUCAAACCGACGAAUAUGAACAAGAUAAAAUUACACUUUGUGAAGAUUAUGACGAUGAAUUUAAAACAAGUUUACAUCUUGCUGCAGCCGAAGGUCAUCACAAAAUCGUACAACUACUUAUCGAUCAAGGUGCUAAUGUUUGGUCAUGUGACAUGAAUAGUUCGACUCCACUACACGAAGCAGCUGCUCAUAAUCGUUACCAUUGUGUAGAAAUUCUUCUUGAUCACCAAGCGCCAAUCAAUCAAUUCGAUGGAAAACAAAAUACGCCACUUCAUCGAGCUAGUCAAUAUGGUCAUUGGAAAAUAGUUCGUUUAUUACUUAAUUAUAAUGCUGAUGUACGCCUUGUGAAUUCUGAUGGUUAUAACAGUUUAGAAGUUGCUAUUUUAAAUAAUCAUCAAUUAACUGUACACGAAUUUCUCAAUCAUAAAACAUGGACGAAAUCAUUACGCAAUGCACAAAUACCAACCCUAUUGAAUUCAAGCAGUAGUAAGUAUGAAAGUCUAUCAACACCAUUAAGAAAACUUAUUCGCUAUAUGCCAAAUGAAGCUGAUCAAGUUUUUACACGAUCUAUGAUUGAAAUAGGAGGCUCAGAAGACAAUUCGUACAAGAUUAUUUUUAAUUAUGAAUUUCUUGAAGAUCAAUUUUCGAUUUUUAAAUGGAAACAAGAUUCUCCCAUUCAUUCAAUCGAUGUAGAACAGAAGAAAACUAAAAUAUUCAAUCUAUUAUCGGUUUUUAAAUCUCGACAACAACAAGAAAUCAACAUGAAACAGACAUCUCAACUUAAUUCUCAUGUAGAUACACUUCGACAAAAUCAUCCUCUCUAUAUGAUUAUUACUUAUCAUCAAUAUGAUCUACUCAAGCAUCCACUUAUCGAUCGAUUAAUUGAACGAAAAUGGGUUCAAUUUAGUCGAACGUUCUUUUGGAUUCUAUUUCUUUUUUAUGCAUCAUUUACUUCGACAAUUCUUCGUGUUCACCAUCCUCAAUAUUAUUAUUCGCUCUUUAAUGCAUCGAUUUCAACAGUGAGCUGCGAAACAAUAUCAUUAAAUCUUCUUCGCCAUGAAUCAUUUAUAUUGACAAAAAAAAAUUUCUAUGAUACAAUGAUAAAAUGGCUUUUAUUUAGUACCAUAUUAAUUCAUAUUAUUAAAAAUAUUCUAUUAAUUUGUAUACGUUUUAAAAUGUUUUUUGGUUUAUCAAAUAUUUUAGAAUUAAUCGCAUUAAUUUUAAGUAUUAUUUUUUCACAUGAUUUCUAUUCGUGGCAAAUGUCUAUUCGUUUUCGAUGUUCAUUUCAAUGGCAAUGUGGAGCAUUUGGCAUUCUCAUUGGAUGGAUAACAUUAAUUAUUUACGUUCAAUUUCUUUCCGCUUCUGGAAUCUACGUCGUAAUGUUAGAAGUAAUUCUUCGAAAAUUUCUUCGUUUUAUACCAAUAUUAAUUAUAUUUAUUCUUGGUUUUGGUUUAUCAUUUCAUAUGUUACUGCAAAAUCAAAAUGUUUACAAUCAUACUUUUGAUGCAUUGAUUCGUACGAUUUUAAUGUUGACAGGCGAAUUCAAUUAUGAAGAGCAUUUGUAUCGUCAAGAGAAUGAAAACAAUCGAUACUAUUAUCAAAUUAUAUUUUUACUCUAUCUAUUAUUUUGUAUAUUAAUGACAAUAUUAAUUAUGAAUUUGCUUGUAGCAAAUGCUGUUGGUGAAAUUCCACCAUUGAUCGAACGUGCUAAUGUGAAAUCUUCAAUAAUGCGUAUUAAAUUAAUUAUGGACUAUGAAAUAUUGCUAUCAACCUUUGAAUUUUUUAUUCCAUAUUUAAAAAAACGCGUCAAAUUAUUAAUUGAUAAAAAUCAAAAUGAAAUUAUCUAUCCGAAUAAAAUUCAUCGAUACAAACAUAAAUAUUAUCAUAUAAAAAAGUUUUUGUCCGAUCGAAAAAAACAAUCCGUAUUGAAAGCAAACGAAGAAAAAAUUGAACAAAUUAUUCAAGAAAACGUAUCGGAACUUUACAAAAAAUAA
Messenger RNA from Rotaria socialis, 3513 nucleotides. Lineage: Eukaryota; Metazoa; Rotifera; Eurotatoria; Philodinida; Philodinidae. The record is from the annotation of a GenBank genome assembly.